Messenger RNA from Chiloscyllium plagiosum (whitespotted bambooshark), 886 nucleotides. RefSeq names its product cytochrome c oxidase subunit FA4-like. Gene Ontology annotation, cellular component: respiratory chain complex IV. The record is from RefSeq and is a predicted model, not a curated record. NCBI's taxonomy places the organism in Eukaryota, Metazoa, Chordata, Chondrichthyes, Orectolobiformes, Hemiscylliidae.
GCUCCCUAUGGGGUCCUGGUGUUGGCCCAGUGACAGUUGAAGGGGUGGGAGGCACGAGCAGGUAGGCAGCAGCUGGAGCCUCCAGGGCGCUCACUAUCCUGCAGCAAUGUUCCGGCUCAUGAUCAAACAAGCUAAGACCCACCCGAGUUUGAUUCCUUUAUUCUUCUUCAUUGGACUUGGAGCUACUGGUGCUGGGCUUUAUCUAUCGCGUCUGGCAAUGUUCAGCCCGGAUGUCUGCUGGGACAGAAAGAACAACCCUGAGCCAUGGAAUAAACUGGGCUAUAAUCGUCAAUACAAGUUUAUUGCAGUGAACACUGAUUAUAAACAGCUGAAAAAGAAUGGCCCUGAUUUCUGAAUGAUUGCCAGAAUGUCUAAUUACCUCUGCUAAAAUGCCAAAACUUUGCAAACCUGGAUGCACAAUAUAUUAUGUUUCAAGUAAUUAUAUUUAUUGAUCAUGUUUUCUUUUAAUAUUAACAAAAUAGUAUAAAGCUUAAUAACUUGCUUUAUACUAGCCUUGAUUUUUAAAACAGGAAAAAUUCUGUUUCGAUCAAACAUGCUUGCUGUGCUUAUUAUAUUUCUGUCAUAUGGAUCAAUCGCCAAUAAAUGUUCCACGCUUUCGGAAUGCAAAUUUUAAUACUGUAAUGUUAUUUAGAAAAGUAAGGCAUAUUUAGCUAACUUAAGGUUGUAAUUUAUAGAUUAAUCAUUGAAAUUAUUGAACUUGAAACAACAAAGAAUUUUAGGUAUGUGUAAUUAACAAAAAAAGCUAUACGGUACUUGAAUGCUGGGAUUUAAAUUGUAUCUAUGCAAUACUCGGUCAAUGGAAUUAUUCAUGAAUUUUUAAAAAUAUUGCAAUGUAAUUGAGCCAAUAAAAUAAAUAAAGUAUGUA